UCUGGGGAUUCGAGUUUAUAACCUUUAGAGAAUAUUUGGUGCCGAUCUCCAGACAGUAACUUUCUGAACCAUUAACCAAUUCAGGAAACCUUUAACCAAUGUUCAAAGAUGGUCACAUCUUACAAGCUUUCAAACCUUUAAGGAACUUUAAGGGUACAUUUCCUUAAAAUCACAUUGUAGUCAUAAUUAUGAGAUACUAUCAUUAUUAUGAAAUAGCUAAGUCAUAAUUAUGAUACAAAAGUGUUUUUUUGUUGUUUUUUUUUACAUCAGUGGUGGAAAUGGGCUUAUAGGGUAGUAACCACUUCAGGGACUAUUUUAUUGUCAUUUUUAAAAUGUUGCACUGUGAGUGCUGCAACUACCUAUCAGGGAAUUUUAGGGAACAAAAGUAAAUUUGUGAAAGCUGCAACCGACCAUAGUGGUACCUUUUUAAGGGACGUUCCCUAAAUGUCACAUUAUGAAAGUUUUAACCACCUUUCAGGGAACCUUAAGGAACAGUUCCUAUAAAAGUUGCAACGUAGCUUCAUUAAACCUUUCUGGGCGAAAAACUGAAUUAAAAAUCAAGGCUUUACAUUUUACUAAAGCUGGAUUAUGUUCAUAAUUCGUGUUUUUUCUUACCCGGAAACGAAAGGGGCAUUUGAUUCCUUUCAAAGUAAAAGCUGAAAGUUAUUUUGCUUGUUGCAUCACCUCCUUAUGAGUGAACACCAAAGGAAGGUAAAUACAUUCAACAUUGAAAUAUGAAUAAACUCCCUCUUUUUACAAUAAAUGUGUAAAAUCAUUGCAGACCACCGCACUAGCUAGCUUGACCUGGAAGAAGUGUCACCUUUUGACUCUUAAAAAUAAAAUCGCAGUUUAUCAAGCUUAAAUCAUGAUUUAUGCUGAGGAUGAAGACGACGACCCGUUCCCUGUCGAUGAAGACUGCCUGUUCACCGAGACGUUUUCCCAGGAGGUUGUGUACACGCUGAUGGGUGAGGAGCUCCGGAUAAAACAGCUCUUCGGGGCCAACCUCGGCGUGGCUGCUCCGGUCUGGGAAGCUGCGUUGCAUCUAUGCCGUUACUUGGAGGACCAGUCAGUGGAGCUGAGAGGAAGGCGCAUCAUAGAGCUGGGAGCAGGGACUGGGGUGGUCGGUAUUUUGGCUGCUCGUCUGGGUGCAGAGGUGACCCUUACAGACCUCCCUCUGGUUCUCCCACAGCUUCAGGGAAACGUCUUUGCUAACAUCCCCCCCAACGGCUGGCUUUCUGCCCGUCCCGUUGUGCUCCCUCUGUGCUGGGGGGAGGACCACCUAACCUUCCCCUCUGACUGGGAUCUGGUGCUCUGUGCGGACAUCGUCUACCUCCCAGAGACAUACCCUCUGCUGGUGGAGACACUGGCUCAUUUGUGCAAAAACGGAGCCGUGGCGUAUCUCUCAUCCAAAAUGCGCAGAGAGCACCAGACCCAGAGUUUCUACGAGGACCAGCUACCAAGCAGAUUUAACGUGGAGCUUGUGCAACGUGAUGACUAUCAAAAUAAUAAUAUCUACAGGGCGUCUAAAAGAGCCGAGGAGUAACAGAAAGGACAGCUUGAUAAGUGACCGAAUGGAGAGCAAUGAUUUAAUUUAUAAAUGGGUUUAUGCUGGAUAUUUAAAGAAGGCACUUGUUACAGCAAACCGUAUUGUUUUAAUGUGUUUGUAAGUGCAAUUAAACUUUAAACAUACAUAGUGCAGCUUUUUCUUUAACUAAUGCAUUAAUGUUCAGUAUUACCAUGUUUUUACCAGAUUUUAUUAAUGAUUCUUCUGGGAGAGAAAUAAAUCAAAGAGACCUGC
This is a messenger RNA of Girardinichthys multiradiatus, 1798 nucleotides long. Its product is annotated as EEF1A lysine methyltransferase 3-like. Gene Ontology annotation, cellular component: cytosol; cytoplasm. Gene Ontology annotation, biological process: peptidyl-lysine methylation. NCBI's taxonomy places the organism in Eukaryota, Metazoa, Chordata, Actinopteri, Cyprinodontiformes, Goodeidae. The transcript has 3 exons. The record is from RefSeq and is a predicted model, not a curated record. Bases 866 to 1543 code for a protein of 225 amino acids. Gene Ontology annotation, molecular function: protein-lysine N-methyltransferase activity.